AUGUCAAUUCAAGAUGAGUCUUUCUACACCCAGUGCAGAGCAGCAUAUCUGUCUGUGUUUAAAUCCAGUCUGGCAAAUAUAUCCUCAAAACAGCAGCUUUGCCGUGUUUUGCAGCAGGCUGGAAGAAAUCCAUCUCAAGCAAUUCUCAACAAGUACUGGACAGGAAAAACAUCCAAACUGAACUUUGAUGACUUCUGUGAAAUUCUUAAAAAUGAGAAUAAGACGGAUGAAAAUGAACUGUUAAAAGCGUUCAGGAAACUAGACGCUAACAAUGAUGGAUUCAUUGCUCACAGUGAGCUGGAGAAGGCUCUUACUAGUAGAGGAGAAAAAAUGACUACUGAGGAGAUCAAUGCCAUUUUUUCAUUAGCUGACGUCAACAAGGAUGGGAAGCUGGACUAUGCAGAGUUCUGCAGAUUGUGUGUGUCUACAGUGGAGCAGUGUCAGAUGGCUGCUUUGGAGAGACUCGAGGCUGAUGCCAAACUAAAGAGACAGAACUUUGGGAGCCAGUCGUACAGCCCUCCUAAGAACCCAGCAGCACCUGUGUGUUCUACUGAGGGUCCAGCUCUAGAAACAUCCCAGGCAUCCUUCGCAGACAGCACAGCUAAGAAAGACAGCCGCUCGUCAUCUCGGUCCUCUUCGGCUCGCAGCAGGCGGUCCUCUGUAUCUAAUGCCAUCACCAUGACGUCCAGCAGCUCCAAGAUUAGCAAAGUACAAGAGCCUUCAGGGUUACAGGACUGGCAGCACAGUUUCGUCAGGGGCUGCUUCUUCGUGGAGGAGGGGAGCAUCAGUUCUUUACAGUACCAGCUUCACCUCCCUCAGACUACUGAUGUCUACAUGACUAUUCAGCCGGUUUCUCUUAGCAACAGACCAGACAAGUCCGAUUGGAUGUCAACAGACACGGCUCUUUUUGUCAUGACAGCCGGGGAAAACAAGGAAGACUCCACUUUAGUUUGUUUUACUGAGUCUAAAGACAAAGAGAAGUUUGUUUGGAGAGGAGAGCUGAGCGCAGGGACCUACCACCUGCUCCCGUUCACCAGCGGCUGCAGGUUAAAGAAAAACAGCAAGAAAAACACUUUCCAUAAACCCAAAGAGCUUGUGUAUCAGACUGACACUGGAGAGCUGGACCUGUCUCGAGAACUCAGGCUUGUGCUGUCUGACAUAUUUGAGAUGAUCGACCUUGAUGGGAACGGUUUGCUCAGUCUAGAUGAAUACAAUUUCUUUGAGCUCAGAACCAGCGGUGAAAAGUGCGACAAAGAAGCGUGGGCUGUGUGCAAAGAAAACUUUGAUAUGAGGAGCAAUCAGCUGACGAGGCAGGGCUUUAUGGAGCUAAAUCUGAUGGAGGUGACGGAGAAAGAGGGCGACCCAACGGAUCUGUGGGCAACACUAGAAGCUAUGGGCUACAACCGCCUGCUGCAGCUGGUGGAGGCAUGCCCGUUCCAAAUCGACGUCCUCUGUGAAGGUGCCCAGCCGCAGUUGCUUCCAAUUCGUCUGGACUCAGGGACCAAACUGCUCCAUCAGGCUGUCCAUAAGUCUGUAACCGCCUCCGCCCAGCCCAGGUCUCUGCGGGGCAACGACAGUGUUCUUAUCCACACAUAUAAAGGAGAACACAGGAUUUCAUCCCUCAUCACCAAUAAGACCAAUCAGAAAGUGACAGUCCACGUGAACAACGAACAAAACAAGAACUGCUGCAGCAGCAGAGGCAUGGAUGUGUUUGCUGUGGAGAUCCCCGCCCGCACCAAGAUGGUGUGCCAGCACGUUCUCCCUGUCAACGAAAAGCAGGACUGGACCUACAGCUGUAUAGAAACUAUCCUCCCCGGAAUCUGACCCACACCCAUCUCACAGAAAGAAGCAUCGUAAACAAGGGAUUAAUUCAGUUCAGUUUAUUUCUGUAGCACAUUUAAAAUACAACUUAAGCUCCUAAAGUGCU
Messenger RNA from Periophthalmus magnuspinnatus, 1927 nucleotides. It is a transcript of the gene efcab7, whose product is annotated as EF-hand calcium binding domain 7. The coding region runs from base 1 to 1824 and encodes 607 amino acids. NCBI's taxonomy places the organism in Eukaryota, Metazoa, Chordata, Actinopteri, Gobiiformes, Gobiidae. Gene Ontology annotation, molecular function: calcium ion binding. The transcript is spliced from 13 exons. The record is from RefSeq and is a predicted model, not a curated record.